GUGAUAGCAGGAUGAUACUAUGUUCUCAAGUGAUUGUUUACAUUGCUUGUUGUGGUCUGCUAUCUCUUUGUCUUAAGGAUGUCACAGACUUCACCCAAUGUUCUGCUGCAUAGAACCCCUAUCCAGCUACUGUAGACAACUUGAGGCUAUGUCACAUAUAGGAAGUGGUCAUGGGAAGAAAAACAGAACUGUGAAACUACUGUGUCUGGAACUGACAGACAGACAGACAGACUGAUAGACAGACGCACCAGCAGAAUGGCAUCUAUAAGCGACGCCAUGGAAACCAACUGCUCCUUCGACGAGGUGGACCACCUGAUGACAUCACUGGAGCUCGUCAUCUACGUGCCCAUCUUCGUGUUUGGCCUUAUCCUCAACGUCCUCGCCCUGGUUGUCUUCUGCAUCUUCCUCCGCAAGUGGAGCGAGUCCACCAUCUACAUGACCAACCUAGCACUCAUGGACCUCCUUCUCCUCCUCCUGCUCCCCUUCAAGAUGCACGCCACCAACCACCAAUGGGAGGCCCACAACCGCUUCCUCUGCUCCCUCCUGGAGAGCCUUUACUUCGUGGGGAUGUACGGCAGCAUCUAUACCAUCGCCUGCAUUGCUGUGGACCGCUGGGUGGCCAUAUGCCACCCAUUCCGCGCCAAGCAGCUCCGUUCCCCCCGGGCUGCUCUGUGGACCUGCAUCCUGGUCUGGGUGGUGGUGCUGGGGGGCAUCUCCCCCAUCUACGGGUUCCGCAAGGAGGAAACAGGGUCAUUCCACUGCUUCCACACGUUCUCAAAGGAGGGCUGGCAUCCAAAGGUGAUCGGCUGCCUGUUGAGCUUCGGGUUCGUGGGGCCGGCCCUGGUGCUGGUGGUGUGUUCAGCCCAAAGCAUCCGGACACUGAGGCAGUCGGGCCAGGAGAGCCCUAAAAGCAGAAGCUGUGUGAAGAUCAUCUACAGUAGUCUUUGCGCCUUCCUGGUCCCAUUCACACCCAGCCACCUGGGCAUCCUGCUACAGUUCCUGGUGCAUCAACGCCUGAUCGAGGACUGCUUGGCCAAGACAAGGAUCAGCUUGUACAUUCAGGUGACCAUGAGUCUGGCCAACAUCACGUGCUGUCUAGACGCUCUAUGUUACUACUUCAUCACCACGGAGGUGAGGAGCUCCAAGCAGACCUUCACCUUCAGGAGGUCCAUGAGCCAGAAGAGAGCCACCACCAGCACCUCGGAGCUCUGACGAGACCCUUGGAGGAAAAAACACUGAGCCAAACUGGUUGAAAUGACGUUUUAUCCAUUUUCGCCCACUGGGAAGUUACUGGCUGUAAUCUGACUAGGUUUGUGAGACAUUCUGCCACUGUUGGAGGACAAGGGACGUCGACACGGAAAAAGGAGUGUUUAUUGUUGAAUACCUAGACAACAAGGUAGGUUGAAGGACAACAAGGUAUUGAAUAGGUUGAAUAGGAGAAGUCAGUUUGCUUACAAUAGGCAUUCAUGAGCUCUAUAAGUCACACAGUACGUGGGCUAAGACAUACAGUCAGGUCGAAAGUAAUUGGAUCCCUUGAUAUAGAUGAUCAAAAAAGACUGUGGAAAAUAAAUGAUACAAAUACUGGAGCUGUAUUGUAUGCUCAAUUUUAAAGAAAGAAAAUCAUAUUAUUUUAUGCUAAUACAAUUGCUCAGAGAAAGAGAUUGUGUUUAACAAGUCAUUUUAUUUUAAUCUCAAAAAGAUAUGGAUCCCCAUUUUCAAUAGUCCAGCGCCCACCCCUUGCAAGAAUAAUGACACUGAGCCUUUUUCUGAACUGUUUUAUGAGAUUGGAGAACACAUUGGGAGGGAUCUUUGACCACUCCUCUAAACAGAAUCUUUCCAGGAUAUCUCCUUGGUCUGCGUUUAUGGACUGCCCUCUUCAAUUUAAACCACAGGUUUUCAAUGGGGUUCAAGUCCAGAAACUGAGUUGGCCAUUGCAAAAUGUAGAUUUUGUGGUCAGUUAACCAUUUCUUUGUGGACUUUUGAUGUGUGCUUGAGGUUAUUAUCUUGCUGGAAGAUCCACAUGUGUCCAAGUUUUAGCCUCCUGGCAGAGGCAACCAGGUCUUUGGCUCAAAUGUCCCGGUAAUUGGUCAAGUUCGUGACGCUAUUGACCUUAUUAACAAAGGCCCCAGGACCAGUGGAAUCAAAGUAGCCCCAUAACAUCAAAGAUCCGCCGCCAUAUUUUACAGUGGAGAUGAGGUAUUUUGUGGCCAUGCACUUCUAUUUUCAUGUCACCUGAUCAUAGUUUGCUAAAUGCCAUUGGCACUUAGAUUGGAACCGGUCAUAUGACAUGUUAUAUUUUAUCCAGUCUUUUUUUGCUCGGCUUUAUUAAGGGAUCCAAUCAUUUUGGACUCCACUGCAUGUGGGCUAAGACAGCGCGCCACUGGUUUCAACUGCCGUCAUAGAGAAUAAAAUCCCCAUUUAUCUGCGUAUGCAGUAUGCUGAAUGUUACUGUGGGAGUAUGAAUAAACAUAUGUACAUCAACUAUAUAUUAUUCUGUAUUGAAUAUGGUGUAUUAUAAUUGUAUUACAUUAUUACAUGAUCAUAGUUUUGUUCAUGUCUGUAAUUAGGGUAAAAGUAGUCUAUUUCAAAUACGUAUGUAGUGUGUAGGAUGGAUACGAUUAGGAUAUGUGAUUUAGGUGAAUUGUAAUGGAAUUAACCCCAACCCUGCUACAUUGCAUGAAAAUCCUGGUCAUUAUUGUUUUAGCUGCGUUCAUUUACCCUCUUGUGUUAAUGAAUGAACGCUUUGUCAGACAACAGUCCAAACAGGAGUACACAUUAUUAAAGCUGUCUAUUCAUAUAACAGCAACCUAUGUUACUGACCGCUAAAAUAAGUUUUGUUCGGUCAUUAGAUUAAAUCAUUUUUGUACAUUUUUUAAAAAAAAAAGUAAACAGUGUUAUUUGAUCUGUUUUCUAGAAACUGACUUUGAAGGACAGUCGGUUUAAACCUUCAAGGUGAAAAAAGAGAAACCAAAUGGAACACAGUGGCAAAGACUUCCGAAUAAACCCCUGAUCCAUUUCCCUUUGAGGCCCAACUAGGUUGGCUACAUGAGCCUCUACAAUGACUCACUUUCUUGUGACUUACUUUAAACAGAGUCAGAAUCUCAGUAAUAUCCAUAUAUAUACCCUACUGUUCAAGUGUUUGGGGUCACUUGGAA
Molecule: messenger RNA, 3155 nt
Organism: Oncorhynchus gorbuscha (pink salmon)
Lineage: Eukaryota; Metazoa; Chordata; Actinopteri; Salmoniformes; Salmonidae
Product: G-protein coupled receptor 55-like
Exons: 3
Coding region: 256-1212 (318 amino acids)
Biological process (GO): positive regulation of Rho protein signal transduction; phospholipase C-activating G protein-coupled receptor signaling pathway
Cellular component (GO): membrane
Molecular function (GO): G protein-coupled receptor activity
Source: RefSeq, a predicted model, not a curated record